This is a messenger RNA of Myxocyprinus asiaticus (Chinese sucker), 3782 nucleotides long. RefSeq names its product transmembrane protein 185-like. NCBI's taxonomy places the organism in Eukaryota, Metazoa, Chordata, Actinopteri, Cypriniformes, Catostomidae. The transcript has 7 exons. The coding region runs from base 106 to 1158 and encodes 350 amino acids. The record is from RefSeq and is a predicted model, not a curated record.
CGUCACUGUGUUUGGUUGCGUUUGCCUACUGUCUGCACUGAUGUGAGAGCAAGUCAGUAAGCCUUUCAAUUUCACUCCAUUUAACUAUGUUCUAAAGAGGCAAACAUGAAUCUCCGUGGCCUUUUUCAAGAUUUCAACCCUAGUAAGUUCCUGAUCUAUGCAUGCCUGCUACUGUUCUCUGUGCUGCUGUCAUUGAAGUUGGAUGGCAUCAUCCAAUGGAGCUACUGGGCAGUGUUUGCACCCAUCUGGCUCUGGAAACUCAUGGUCAUCAUCGGGGCUUCUGUGGGCACUGGAGUGUGGGCUCACAACCCACAAUACAGAGCUGAAGGUGAGACCUGUGUGGAAUUCAAGGCCAUGUUGAUCGCUGUGGGCAUCCACCUCCUCCUGUUCACCUUCGAGGUGCUGGUAUGUGACCGUGUGGAAAGAGGGUCACACUUCUGGCUUCUGGUCUUUAUGCCCCUCUUUUUCGUCUCGCCCGUCUCCGUGGCGGCAUGCGUGUGGGGAUUCAGACACGACCGCUCACUAGAGCUGGAGUUUCUGUGCUCUGUAAAUAUUCUUCAGUUCAUCUUCAUUGCAUUGCGACUGGAUAAGAUCAUCAGCUGGCCGUGGUUGGUUGUGUGUGUGCCGCUGUGGAUUCUUAUGUCCUUCUUGUGUCUGGUGGUGCUGUAUUACAUCGUCUGGUCUGUGCUCUUCCUGCGCUCCAUGGAUGUCAUUGCUGAGCAACGGCGUACUCAUAUCACUAUGGCGAUCAGCUGGAUGACCAUAGUUGUGCCCCUGCUUACCUUUGAGAUUCUACUUGUGCACAAGCUGGAUGGUCAUUAUAAUUCCAAAUAUGUGCCAGUGUUUGUGCCUCUCUGGGUGUCUCUGGUGACUCUAAUGGUGACCACAUUUGGCCAGAAAGGAGGCAAUCACUGGUGGUUUGGCAUUCGCAAAGACUUCUGUCAGUUCCUCCUUGAACUCUUCCCCUUCCUGAGGGAGUAUGGCAACAUAUCCUACGACCUGCAUCAUGAGGAUUCAGAGGUGUCUGAAGAGAUGCCCAUCCACGAGGCGCCAAAAAUCGCUCCCAUGUUUCGGAAGAAGACGGGUGUGGUGAUCACCCAAAGUCCUGGCAAAUACUUUGUGCCGCCACCCAAACUGUGCAUCGACAUGCCAGACUAAUAUUCAAAAUUCCUCAUUUGACUGUUCAUGAACAGUGAGAAAAUAUAGCACUAUGCACUGGGUUUUGCGUCUGGACGUACCAUUAAAGAAGAAACGUACAAUCCAGCUACAAAGACUCUUCUGAAAUCCUGUUGUGGUGAAGAUUCUUCAGAAGAGACUCUUGUGGUUGAGCUAAGGUCAAAUCAAGAAUAUAGUAAUUUUGUAUUUGUAUAACAUAGCCUUGCAUUGAAAUCAAAAUCUGACUGCGUAGAUGGGACCUAUUGCCUUCAGGAGUGGAUUGGUUCUCACCAAGAACUCACCAAGAGACUAUCUAAUCUGUAAAUAAGGGAAGUGUUUGGAUUUUUUUCUAUUACCAGGUGUGGAGAUUUUUUUUUUUUCUUUUUUUUUUUUCAAAUCCUGUAGAGAGAGAGGAAAAAAAAAAGUUUAAAUCAGCCUAAGCUGGUUUUCUGGUCUCAGCUGGUUUUAUUUAGUUUUCUUUUCCCAGCCUGGUCAAGGUGACCAGCUGAAAAAUGCCCCAAACCCCUCUUAGACCAGCUAAUCUUAGGCUGGGUUUCAGCAGGGAAAUGUAUUUAUGGUAUAGACUGUCAGUUAUUCACCCAUCAGUUCCAACUCUUCAGCUUUGUUGACAUUUGGUCUGAUGUUAGCACAAUAUUUUUGUCUGUGCAAGCUUUGCAAUAUGUGUCAGUCUCUCAGGGGCAACUGUCCUUUAGGGUGAACAAAGUUUAAAGAUGAAUCUGAAAUUGUUCCUUGUACAUUUGAGGUUAGUGGACUUCAUCUGAUAGGCUGCUAUCAAAUGAAAAUGAAUAGUCAAGACUGUGGUCUUUAGUUUUAGUACAACAGUUAAUCUCACAGAUAUUAUUGAACAAUUUUGCAUAAUGAAAAUGAAGACUAUAUUAUGACCAUUAAGACAUUUUUCCAUUGUGACAUGGGUUUUUUUUUAUGACAAUUUAGCACAUUUUCACCAAAUUCCUAUUACCGUAAUUCAUCUGGAAAUUUACAUUUUUAAUAAAAAAAAAUAACGUUUUAAUUUCCAUUAUUGUUGAUUGUGAUUUUCAUAAAAUGCCAUUCUUGUAAUGCAUCUGGACAUUUUUCCUUUGAGUUUUUUUGUAAUUCCCAUUAUUCUUAAUGGUGAUCUCAUUAGAUUCUCAUUACUGUAAUGCAGUAAUAUUUUUUACUGUAUUACAGUGAAAUGUAUUUGUUUUUUUUAUUAUUAUUAUUUCAAUCAGCAUUUUCAUCAGAAGUGCAAACAAUUUAAUAAUGAGCUAAUUAAAGGCAGUACAACAAAUACUACCAUAACGUAUAAGUGCGUUAGUUUAAAUAAAAUGCUUUUUUUUUUGCAUUACAGUAUUGAGAAUUUGGGAGGAAAUGUGCCUAAUUUUCAAUAAACUGUCACAAUACAAAACAGUUCUAAUGGGUAUAAAAAUUGGUGUUAUUUUCUAUAUGCAAUUUAUUUAUAUAUAUUUUAAAAAGAUUUUGUGGCGUGAAAUAUGACCUGGACAUGUUCUUGACGAGUUUUGUGAGAUUUACCCUGUUGCGCAUCUUAGUUGAUAACUUUCAGUAGUCUGGACUCAAAAGUCUUCAACUGAACUCCAGUAUAGAAUACAAUACAGUAAUUUCAUAUGGUUUAAUCAAAUGCACCCCAUAUUAUAAAGUUGGUAAAUAAUUAUGCAGCUGUUUUUGUUGAGAAUAUAACCACUACCUAUUAUUACUGUUAUUCCCUGUUAUCUCAGAAAGGCAAAAACAUUGAGGUAGCACUGAUUUGGACCAACUCAUUUGGACCCAUUUAGUGUGAAAUGACAGGAAAAAACCUUUAGUAAUAAAAACUUUUUAACCUCUUUUUAAAGAUAUGUAUACUUGUUAAAGUGUUGACCAGUUGCAGUAUGUUCCCCAUUCUCCCACCAGAUCAGAAAAGAUUUGUUUUAAAAUAUAUGUAUAAUUUCAUGCCAAAAAAAAAUGUUUAAAUCCCCUGGCUGCUUUCUAGUCGAGAAAUACCUUAGUUGCUUUCUCAGCUGGUCUGAGUGAAUCGCCAUAAAGAUGUACCUUUUGUGAAUGUGGACCAAUACCGCAGUUUUAUAUGUUUCCCUAUAUACACAUUUACCACUCUUGAUGUUCAUUGUGUCCAUUCCUUUGUAAAGGCAAAACAUAACGUAGUUUUCGACAGUGCCUCACAUUAAAUAUUAUUGUUUACCAUGCAAAUGUUGUUUGAGUUUUUUCAAAUCUUUUUAUGUUGGGUAUUAUGUCAUUUACUGUAUGAGUUAUUUUGCUAUAGGAGGCAUCAAAAUGUUUAAAGGGUUUUGACCUUUGCCUUGGUUUAUUUAUUUACGUAUAUACAAACUACAAGUCAACUUUUUGGACACAGCUACUCAUUUGUAUUUAUGAGUACAAUUUUACCACAUUUUAGAAUAAUAGUAAAGUAAAACUAUGAAAUUACUCAAAUAUGGGAAUUAUGACCAGUGACCAUAAGUGAAAAUCAAAACUAUCUUAUAUUUUAACUUAAUCACAGUAUAGCCAGCCUUUGUCUAGAUAGCAGCUGUGCACACACUAGGCAUCAUAAAAAAAGAAUUUUGUAAUGAAAUUAAUAAAAUAAUUCAUUAAAAAAAUAAAUGUCUACACAAUAUCAAGCA